AUGAAAAUAUCAGGUGUCUUUCUGCUCCUCUCUCUGGCUCUUUUCUGCUUUUUCUCAGGUGUCUUCACUCAGGGUGGACAGGAGAAAAGAGGCUGGCUCAUGAGAUCAAAGGGCCGAUGGCCAGGGAAAGGUGCCUUAAGAAGUCGUCUCUUUCAAGUUGACUGCGGUGAGUUCCCUGACCCCAAGGUCUUCUGCACUCGGGAAUCAGACCCCUACUGUGGCUCCGAUGGUCAGACAUACGGCAAUAAAUGUGCCUUCUGUAAGGCAGUGGCGCAAAGUGAUGGGAAAAUCAGACUAAAGCAUCACGGAAAAUGUUGAAUGAAGAAGCCCGC
This is a messenger RNA of Fukomys damarensis (Damara mole-rat), 332 nucleotides long. Its product is annotated as serine protease inhibitor Kazal-type 6. The coding region runs from base 1 to 318 and encodes 105 amino acids. Gene Ontology annotation, molecular function: protein binding; serine-type endopeptidase inhibitor activity. The transcript has 5 exons. NCBI's taxonomy places the organism in Eukaryota, Metazoa, Chordata, Mammalia, Rodentia, Bathyergidae. The record is from RefSeq and is a predicted model, not a curated record.